GCGGAUCGAAAAUAUUUGAAUGUGAAAAUUGUGGAUAGGGACAUCAAUGGAGCAAGAAAUAUCUUGUCUAAAGUGCUUUGCGAAACUCAAGCUUCGAGCCUUGAAACUGAUUGGAUCAGUCGUCUUAAACACUCGCCAUCGCAGAUAGCGAUAGUCGCCUAUUUAAUUG
Molecule: messenger RNA, 169 nt
Organism: Racocetra persica
Lineage: Eukaryota; Fungi; Glomeromycota; Glomeromycetes; Diversisporales; Gigasporaceae
Source: the annotation of a GenBank genome assembly